CUGGUGAUGUCGGAAAGCUGUUUGAAUGCCCAGCGAGGAGGGAGGCGCGAGAGGGAGCGAGAUAGUAAAGCUCUGUCUCGGGUGUGCGCGCCGGCGCGCGGUGCUCGCUUUCCCUUGGGCGCGCGCGCGGGGGCUGCGCGUGUCCCGAGAGCGCGUCAGCGCAGCGGCCUCCCGCGUGCUCGUGUGCGCGCGCGUCCCGGGUGCCGCGCGCCCCUCUCCUGCACAGCUGCGGUGCGCCCAGCCGCCCGCCAGAAGCUCGGCUCGCGCGGCGCGGCCGCUGCGACUUCCUGGAGUUCUGCCUACCGGUUGCGCGGGCGGGUGUGUGAGAGAAGGCGCGGGGAGCCGCAGGGUGGGAGAGGAGGGAGUCCCGGCGGGAGGGCGGGGUAGAGGCUGGCGGGAGGGGGGCUUCACGGAGCUCCAGCCGGGGCCGCGGUGCGCCUGCACGUCACGGUUACUCAAACCCAAGCACGUCCCGAAAGCGGUAUUUUCUGCGUCUGGGAGGUUUUUGCAUCCUCAGUUCCCACCGCUGGGGCUGGCGGCGACCAACUGUAAGAGAAACUCACUGGGAGGCGAGACAGGGGGAUGCGGAGGAUGGGAAGGCGACUCUGAAGGGUGGGAAGUGAAUGCUGGACUUGAUCGUCUUUCUCUGUCUUUCAGCGCCGACCUGUCGCAGCCAGAGAGCUGUCAUUUUAGCACCGGGAUUCAGAAUUGAUCCAGUCCGCAGCGGAGGGGGCACAUCCCAGCUCCCGAGCUGCUGAGUGUCUCUGGCUGGAACAAUAGUAGUUUUUCUCUGCGAGGCUGCAAUUAACAUCUUAUUUGUUCUGGCUCCAUACAGGCUUUGUCAGGAUCGCGGUGCGGCGACCGAGGUUGGGCUCUUGCAUUGCUUUCUGCUUGGCAAUGGAAUCAUGGUUUCGGGGUCUAAACUUUUGUUUCAUUUUGUAGUCUUAAUGCAUCUGAUUCUUUUUCAAGUUUCCCUAGUAACAGGUUUGGGGACGGGGUGGGAAGAAACGAGAAAAGGGGUGAAGAGAAACAACCAGAUUAUAUAGAAAGGGAAAAGGGAUAAGUUUCCCCACCUUUUAAUCUAUCUGCCUGUCUAUCUAUCUAUUAUCUAUCUAUCAGUCAUUUUGCCUCCUGGACAGUUGGCUGACGAAGUGUCUGAUAAACCAGCUUCAGAUACAUGCUACAAAAGGUCAUUCGCCUCCUGAUUAUGUCUCUACUUGUAAACGCAGUUGGUGGUUUGCAAAACAAGUGCUAAAAUAGUGCAAUGAUGUGGUGGGAGGAAACCAUCAUGGGCAAUUCAUAUAAAGUGCUGGAAUCUUCAUAAGGGCUACUGAGCUGGCCUGAUGAUGAUCCUGCUGAGCUAUAUUUAUAGCAGAUGAUUUGUGGAUGAUAACUACGCCAAGCAAGACACGGUCUCCAGUAACCCCAGGCUCGUCUGACUUCCUCAGGGGAUUAUAAUCAAGAAUCAGGAAAAGAGCCCUAUAUGAACAGUCUGGUCUCUGGACACUAACAACAGCACAAUCCAAAGGCAAAGCAAGGAAGGAACCACUUCGUUUCAUGUCUGCAAGAUGCUCCAUAUAGAAAGCAUUGCUGACAUGUUGACCCAACAGCAAAAAGAGAGCAGCAGUUCACACACCCUCAGCUCUCUGUCCUUUCGUUUCUAUUGAUGUUGGUCCACUUUUAUGAUUUAAUACAUAUUAAAUUCACCAUUUCAAAUUAUCAUUAUCUGCUUUCAUUGGUCUUUUUCAUGAGGCCAAGUGUAUGUCUAUAUUUAUGUUUAUAUAUAAACACAAACACAUAUUUAUACAUACCUAUGUAUAUGUAUGCACACAUUUGCAAGUACGCAUACACAUACGUGUAUAUAUGUAUUUGAUAUGUAUGUAUUUCAGCUGAUACACAUAUAUUUGCUUGGGAAGUUUCACUAUAUUGCUUUGUAUUUCUCUUUUAUAAAGUAAUGCAUUUCAUUCCAAAACUACCAGAUUAAUUGUAUAAAUUGAUUAUUACAUAAGUUGCCUUGAUGAUUUACAGAAGAACUAUUGAGAGGUCAGUGUUAGCAUAUCAAAAUAUAGACUGGUAUUGCAUUUUAAAUUGACCCAGGUAUUUAAAGUUAAAGCCUUUGAAAUUUAUCUCUCCUAUUAUUAAUGCAUUUUAUUAAGAUUACUUUGGAAUGAUGAGGUUUCUAAGUUUGAUUUAUCUCUGUUUUUCAUCUUUUUGUCUGUAUGUGCUAAAUUUAGUCCCUCCACUUUGAGAAUAACCCUAUAAUCCAGGAUCACUGCUUAAAAUUCAGUAUCAUUUGCACAAUUCUCAUACUCAAAUAAGAAUGUUUCUAGAAUAUGUUUACUCAAUUUUAAAAAGUCUUUUCUCUUUCCUUCUUUCUCUCAUAGUCUUUCUGAUAUUACCAUAUUACCACAUUCUAAAUUCUGUAACUUGUUAUUUUCAGUAAGGCUUUAAGAAGCAUGGAUAGGCUUAUAGAUUAUUUCCUGUUAAAUAUGCCUUAAUUUUUUAGUAUUUAGUAUUAUUAUUUAGUUUUUAGUAUUUAGUAUUUGGUAUCUCCCAUAUAUAUAUACACACAUAUAUAUACACACUAUACACACACACACACAGCUUUUGGAAUGUUAAUUAAAUGAUAAAAAUAUUAUAAGAUUACAUUGUUAUGAGUACUUAACUAACCCUUAAAAGUAGCAUAUUUACUAUAAACUGAAACAACUUCUUCUCUGUCUCCUCCUGAUUAUUAUUAUUAUUUUUUUGUUAUUAAAUGAGGAAGUCUCUCAGGAACCAAACUGUAUAUCCUCUAGUCUCUAUGAAAAAAACAAAUUGGUCAUUUUCUACUUGGACAUCCCAGAAUAGAAAGUACAUGGAAGUACUAAAAAAUAAAGGGAUAGACUUGGGGUUAAGGGAGAUGUCAUAGAAGAGCUAUCCUGAGUUAGUUCAAGUGUAGUCCUAUUCCUUGCCAGGCAAAGUCAAGGUUAA
Molecule: messenger RNA, 2970 nt
Organism: Chlorocebus sabaeus (green monkey)
Lineage: Eukaryota; Metazoa; Chordata; Mammalia; Primates; Cercopithecidae
Source: RefSeq, a predicted model, not a curated record